AACCUUGGUUUUAACAUCGUGGGGGACACCAUGACAUACAUCAACAGAUCUUGAUCAUACAAACACCAGAUAGCACUCGUGUUCUUGGCAUAUCGUCAUACGGCAUUGGCAACAUUGUUGUGGGGUGCAGUACUACGGUGAGUGAGAUUGUGCUUCGCAUUUGGUGUACUUUUCGGAUAUUAUCAAGAAGUUGGAGUCCGUGAAGCGUUCGGUUGCUUGUAGAUCGCUUCUUAUUAAAAGAUGAGUCAACGGACCUUGUUUAAAUUUCCUGACAAACUAAUGGCGGAGGAAUCUGCAAGAAAAGGCAGAGUAAUAGGGAAAUCGCCUUGGAAUAAGACGGAACAUCAAAACCUUAGCGCGUCGAUGUUCACUACUGAAAAUAAAAGUCCUCCGAAAAAUGAGAAUGACGAACACUCCAAAGAAGGAUACAAACAGGGAAAGAUGGGUGCGAGAAGGUCUUCUUGGUAUAUGCGAGGCUAUAAAAGAAGGACCGACAAAUCUUUUGCUAAUUGCCCUAGAAGAACCUGCACUGUGGUUGGAGGUCAACCCUUGGCGCCCACGUCGUCAGUUGAUGAGAAGCUCACCAUAAGCGCCCCAACUGGAACCAAUAUCAUUCCUAUCCCUGCGAGCAGCUCAGAUGAAGUGAUUGCAGAGAUUUCGAUGAGAAGAAGCCUAAAAGAUUUCCUUCAGCGCCCUCCUGAGCAAUCGUGGCAAAAUGUUGAAGAUUCUUUUCCUCCGUUGAGGGACAUGAGCGAGAGCCUUCAGAACACGGCCACACAAGACGACUCUCUAACUAGCAGGAUCGACACGCAAAACACAAUUUUGUUCCGGAAAGACGCGUCGGAAUCUGAAAACGUUACGUCCGAUGAGAGAAGUGAAAUUACUCUGUUUGCUGGAGGGCCUGAUGGAGGGCCUGCUGGAGGGCCAACUGUUCCGCGCCCUCCCGAGAGGUGGAUUGGAAAUCAGCCGGCGCAACGAGGCACUCGGAACCCUCCCAGUGAAGAAGCGGGCAAGACAAUCGGAAACCCAACGGUUCUAAUGCCCCCUUCAGCGAUCGUCCAGAUAGAAAUGCCUUCGGAACCGCUAUUAAGACCUAUUGAUGAAGACAGGGUUGGUAAUAAUAACUUGCCACCAAGAAAUGGCGGAGAUGUGUUGAAUUCUCAGUCGGAUAGCAACGAAAUGAUUGGAUCAAAAACAUUGGCUGCUUCUGGUCAAGACAGCAGCGAGGAGGAGGGGUUAUGCUACGCAAUGGAGCGGUGCUUGCUGAAAAUGGAUAUAUGCAAAAUUAUUGAUCGCAUGUCUUAUGCCAACUUUGAGGAUAUGAGGAAUUGUAUUGACAUUAUUGCAUGUUUUUUCGUCACUGUGUGUUCUCCAGAGGACCAGAGAAAUAUUGUUAUGGAAACAUUUUGCAAAUCACUGGAGGACCCACAAUUUGCCGCCAAAGCUGGUGCUUUUUAUAGUGUUAUUCAAAGCAUUACUAUUGAAGACAUUCCGGUGAAAAAUGUGCUCCUUGAAGCUUUAAUAACGACGGUAUCCGGUUUGACAGAAUUGAGAGUCGUCAUUUUUUGCUGAGCUAUCUCAUUCUUGUAAUAAUGGGACACCGAAAGUGUAGACAGAGAAAAAUCUCUGAACGCCGUAUUCCUUCUCUCAGAAUUUUAUUAUGAAAUGACUUAUGAAGACGAAUACAUGAAUGUAUGUGGUGAAACGCUCAUAAACUGCCUCAAGACAUUAGUAACAGAAGACGACAGAGACGUGGAAACUUUGACCACAUGUCUUGUGAUAAACGGAACAAGAUUGAUGCAAGAGCAUUCUAACUCCUUCCAAGAGUUAAUGGACGUAGUAAGACUAUCUCUAAGGAAUAGCCUUACGUCCAGAAGAUAUAGAAAUCAUGUGCUAUUUAUAAUAGACAUGCAUCAUGCGCAGUUUCGAUACUUAUCCGAAGACAGAGAGAAGUUUUACAAGCGGUUGUUGGGAGAGCACACCUUCUUUGGGUUCAGGAGAAUGGUGCCGUCCCUGGCGCCCUUUCUCAUGCAGGGGAGCAACAGUGGGGACACCACUGAAGAUUUACAGUUCGAAAGCGGUCUUUCUGACAGUGAAGGACCCCAAGAACACCCUCAGCUACCUGACUUGCUCUCCCCUCCUGAGAACGGCGUGGUAUGCUACCAGAACUCGCUUGCCGAGAAUCCUGCUGCAGGCAUUGUACCUAAUUCCCUUUCUGGAUAUGGAGAGCAAGUGUGCUCAUGUAAUCCAGUAUAUUACACUCCGAUUAUGGAAAGUUGUGUGGGGCAAGACCAACAGUUAACAUAUGGAUCUUCUUAUACUGCCAUUCCGAAUUCAGACGCAAUGGGAGUAUUUAUGGAUCAUGACCAAUGGGGACAAUUAUAUGACUCGUACCCGAUUAAUAUUCCAGGAAACCAUCUAUAUCCCGGACUAGAAGAUGAAAUUAAUGAAAAUGUGGUUGAUAAUUAUAAAUAA
Messenger RNA from Gryllus bimaculatus (two-spotted cricket), 2475 nucleotides. NCBI's taxonomy places the organism in Eukaryota, Metazoa, Arthropoda, Insecta, Orthoptera, Gryllidae. The record is from the annotation of a GenBank genome assembly.